AUGUUGCUGCAACUAGUAGCUCGACAGGGGCAUCAACCUGUGAAGCAGGCGAACUGGACAUGCGUGAUCACAAACGAUCAUCAAGAACAACUGCCUUUGAGACAGGUGUCCUCCACCGUGGCCCCGUCUGGCCAUGAGUGGCCCUGGGUGAAGAAGGCGAUGCGGAACUUCUUGCGCAGCUUCCAUUUGCCACCGGAGAAGCGUGCGCAGCACGAGGUUGACGAGCUGAUCAAGCUGGCAUCGGCCCCACUGCAGGGUGAAUGCUACCUGGGCAUCGUGGCACUUGGGUUCUUCGUCUUCCACUUCAUGGAUCCUGCAGAGAGGCAGAAUUUGAUCCGCCGGGACUCGGAUGGCCGGCUUCCCGUCACGCUCCAGACAUGCCGAUCCUAG
This is a messenger RNA of Symbiodinium sp. CCMP2592, 390 nucleotides long. The record is from the annotation of a GenBank genome assembly. Lineage: Eukaryota; Dinophyceae; Suessiales; Symbiodiniaceae.